GGGGGGGGGGGGGGGGGGCUUUAGCCUUAUUCGGGGUUCAUGCUUGUGCAUAUGUCUCUCUCUGUGCGUGUGGGAUGGAGUUCUUCCCUUAGCUUUCUUUUUGGUUGAGUGGCAUGCCGUUCCUUGCACACUUGCAGAGUGGGAAUGCGGCCGGGGUCCGGGGAGGAAGCCAUCGUGGUGGCUGUUCACGAACGAGGUGGGGGUGGGAGAUUGUCGGAGGCGUUUCUCACGCGCCAGCGUCUGUACCAUGCGCAUGGGACGGAAUCCCCAAUGUUUUUUUUGUCUCGUCCGAAAUGCCACGUCCUGUCUACAUGUGCUUACACAGGACUCCCCUGGCCUCGGGCAACGGUGCCGUCCACGAAGGAGGUAUAUGCCCCCCCCUCCCCUCCUACCCGGGUCGAGGUAGAGCUCCGAGCCACCGGGGUAUGUGUCUCGCCGACUUGCAGCUUAGUUUUGCUCAGCUCGACAGCUCCAGGGAAUGAAUUUGUUCCAAAACAAAAAAAAGUUUUGGCUGGCUGGCCUGCGUCCGUCAAGGCCGCAUGGAUCGUCGACGCAAAGGCAACUAGCCUGCCCUCUAGAGACGUAGUGCUUCCCCAGAUUCGGCUCACACCCGCAGGCCGUGCUUGCAGAGAAAGGAUAACGCCCUCGCCUUUCUCUCCGUUCGAGUCCAGGUCCGUUCCCGAGGGGGGCGGAGAGAUAGAUGCCUCGCCGUCUAGAGAUGCAGGGAAAAAAACAUACAUCUUGGGCCGCCCUCCCUGCGUCUCGGAGCUGUCUGAUCCGAUCGCAGCCGUGACCGGCGGCGGCGGCCUGCUGUCGGCGGUGACGCCUCUCGCCCUACCCCCCUUUCGGUGCUGUCUGUGAGACCUCAUCUGCUGUGCUACGACGCCAUAACCUGUUUCCCCCCCCCCCCCCCCCCCC
Colletotrichum navitas is the source of this 918-nucleotide messenger RNA. RefSeq lists its product as uncharacterized. Lineage: Eukaryota; Fungi; Ascomycota; Sordariomycetes; Glomerellales; Glomerellaceae. The coding region runs from base 145 to 861 and encodes 238 amino acids. The transcript has a single exon. The record is from RefSeq and is a predicted model, not a curated record.